AGUCCCAACACUCUGCUCACCUCUUCAAACUUUACUGCACUCUACGCGUUUUAUUACUACAUUUGUUGCCUCUCACGCACUCCCACUACACUACAACUCCACGUCCCUCACCUAUCUCUCUCUACACCCACUUCCCUUUUUAAAGUUUUUCCUUUCACUGCCAGUGACAGACCAUUGCCAAAACCCCCCCUUCACUUUACUUCUCUCUCAUGGCUGUUCUUCUUCGAGCAUUCUUUCUCUUCUCUCUCCUCAUUCCAUUUUCUUCGUCUUCUUCGAUUGAUGCUUCAAAGAAAACUUUCAUUGUUCAGGUUCACAAAGAUUCCAAGCCUUCUAUUUUCCCAACCCACAAGAACUGGUAUGAGUCCUCUUUAGCAUCCAUCUCCUCUGUCAAUGAUGUAGGAGCCAUCAUUCAUACAUAUGAAACUCUUUUCCAUGGUUUCUCUGCUAAGCUCUCACCUCUUGAAGUUGAGAAGCUUCAAACUCUCCCCCACGUCGCUUCCAUCAUUCCUGAACAGGUUCGUCAUCCUCACACAACGCGUUCCCCUGAGUUUCUUGGCCUUAAGACAUCUGAUAGUGCUGGGUUGCUUAAAGAGUCCGACUUUGGAUCUGACCUUGUAAUUGGUGUUAUUGAUACUGGUAUUUGGCCGGAGAGGCAGAGUUUUAACGACCGCGAUCUGGGUCCUGUUCCUUCCAAAUGGAAAGGUCAGUGUUUGGUGGCUAAAGACUUUCCAGCUACCUCUUGCAACCGUAAACUCAUUGGGGCUCGAUUUUUCUGUAGUGGGUACGAGGCUACCAAUGGAAAGAUGAAUGAAACCACCGAGUAUCGCUCGCCGCGAGAUUCGGAUGGCCAUGGUACACAUACAGCGUCCAUUGCCGCAGGUCGUUAUGUGUUUCCAGCUUCAACUUUGGGGUAUGCUCGUGGUAAAGCUGCUGGAAUGGCUCCUAAGGCCCGUCUUGCUGCUUAUAAAGUGUGCUGGAACGCCGGCUGUUACGACUCCGACAUUCUUGCUGCUUUUGAUGCUGCCGUUUCCGACGGUGUUGAUGUUGUAUCACUCAGCGUCGGUGGUGUGGUUGUCCCGUACUAUCUCGAUGCCAUCGCUAUUGGGGCUUAUCGAGCUGUGGCUGCCGGUGUUUUUGUCUCCGCAUCGGCCGGUAAUGGUGGUCCAGGUGGGCUCACUGUUACUAAUGUAGCACCAUGGGUUACAACAGUAGGAGCUGGAACCAUGGAUAGAGAUUUUCCAGCUGAUGUUAAGCUCGGAAAUGGGAGGGUUGUACUUGGUACUAGUGUCUAUGGCGGACCGGCUUUGAUUCCGGGUCGUUUGUAUCCUCUUAUUUAUGCAGGAACUGAAGGCGGUGAUGGAUAUUCUUCGUCUCUAUGCUUAGAAGGUUCGUUGAACCCCAAUUUAGUGAAAGGGAAGAUUGUACUUUGUGACAGGGGAAUCAAUUCAAGAGCUGCUAAAGGUGAGGUUGUGAAAAAGGCUGGAGGAUUGGGAAUGAUUUUAGCAAAUGGGGUCUUUGACGGUGAGGGUUUGGUAGCUGACUGCCACGUACUACCUGCAACCGCCGUCGGUGCUUCCGGCGGCGACGAGAUUCGCAAAUAUAUUGCAGAAGCAGCGAAGUCUCAUUUACAGCCAACCGCUACAAUUUUGUUCAAGGGAACUCGGCUUGGAGUUAGGCCAGCACCGGUUGUUGCUUCAUUUUCAGCUCGAGGUCCAAAUCCAGAGUCACCUGAAAUUGUAAAGCCGGAUGUGAUUGCGCCUGGGUUGAACAUUCUUGCCGCUUGGCCUGACAAAAUUGGGCCUUCUGGAAUUCCCACAGAUAAGCGUACCACUGAGUUCAACAUACUUUCGGGCACGUCCAUGGCUUGUCCUCAUGUCUCUGGCUUAGCUGCCCUGCUGAAGGCUGCACACCCAGGAUGGAGUCCAGCAGCUAUAAAAUCAGCCCUGAUGACCACAGCUUAUACUUUGGACAACCGGGGUGAGACGAUGUUAGAUGAAUCUUCAGGCAAUACAUCCACGGUUUUGGACUUUGGAGCUGGCCAUGUUCACCCACAAAAGGCAAUGGACCCUGGUUUAAUCUAUGACCUGAAUACAUAUGAUUACGUUGAUUUCUUGUGCAACUCCAAUUACACUACUAAGAAUAUCCAAGUUAUUACUGGGAAGAUAGCAGAUUGUAGUGGGGCGAAAAGGGCUGGACAUAGUGGGAAUUUGAAUUACCCUUCAUUGGCCGUGGUGUUUCAACAAUAUGGUAAGCAUAAGAUGUCUACACAUUUCAUAAGAACUGUGACUAACGUUGGAGACGCCAAUUCUAUCUAUAAGGUAACAAUAAAGCCACCAAGUGGAAUUUCAGUGACAGUUGAACCAGAAAAGCUGGCGUUUAGAAGGGUUGGGCAAAAAUUGAGCUUCUUGGUUAGGGUCCAAGCAAUGGCUGUUAGACUUUCCCCUGGAAGCUCUAGCAUGAAGAGUGGUUCUAUAAUUUGGACUGAUGGAAAGCACGAAGUCACUAGUCCUUUGGUUGUUACCAUGCAGCAACCUCUGCAGUAGGAUCAUCAUAAUUUUGCUCUUUCCCAACUACGUAGUUUUUCUUCUCUGUAUGUAUAAUGGAAAUGCUUUUUCCUCCCCCUUCUCUUCUUUUAAUAUUUUUGCUCUUUUUUAAGUUUUCAAUAUCAGAAAACUGGUGGGGUUUGGUUUGUAACACACGGUUAAGGGUGAUGAGUAUCUUUGGUUGUAAGACUAUGGAGAAUGUUUGUAAAAUAGUAGUGUGUUUAGAAGAAUAGACCAGAGAUGAAUGCAAGUCUCUUCUCCGGAAUCAUAUUGUGGGUUGAAAUUCAAUUCCAUCAAAAAACUGCUUUCAAAAGCAAUUAUGGUA
Molecule: messenger RNA, 2868 nt
Organism: Cucumis sativus (cucumber)
Lineage: Eukaryota; Viridiplantae; Streptophyta; Magnoliopsida; Cucurbitales; Cucurbitaceae
Product: subtilisin-like protease SBT1.5
Exons: 1
Coding region: 210-2543 (777 amino acids)
Biological process (GO): proteolysis
Molecular function (GO): serine-type endopeptidase activity
Source: RefSeq, a predicted model, not a curated record